Messenger RNA from Toxorhynchites rutilus septentrionalis, 4012 nucleotides. RefSeq lists its product as uncharacterized. Bases 139 to 3858 code for a protein of 1239 amino acids. The record is from RefSeq and is a predicted model, not a curated record. Lineage: Eukaryota; Metazoa; Arthropoda; Insecta; Diptera; Culicidae. Gene Ontology annotation, cellular component: nucleus; cytoplasm. The transcript has 2 exons. Gene Ontology annotation, molecular function: protein binding.
UAUUGCUGUGGCGAGACUCAAGUGAGCAAGUUGUGCGCGGAGAACCGCGAUGUGAUUCACACUGAUAUUUGACUGCAAUUUUACAACAUUCGGUGUUUAGAGCUUCGCUACCAGAGACCAAAAGUUUGAGUUAUACCGAUGAAUUUGCAAUCGUCAACGCCUGAACAGCCAGGUCUGCGCAGAACGCUAAACGAUAAGAUUAAGCAGCGAAAACUAAGUAUCAACAAUCGAGAGUUUCUCAUUGCCGCGGGUAGUGGUGAUUUGGACGGAGUGAAGGCACUAAUCGAAGUUGGAGUGGACGUUAACUUCCAAGACAUUGAUGGCAAUGCAGCUCUUCAUUAUGCGGUUGAGUAUAGUGAUUGCAAAGAAACAGUCACUUAUCUGCUUGAGCAAGCAGCGGAUGUUAGCAUUGAGAACGAAAAUAAUGACACUCCGCUCGAUAUUGCAGCAAAGUACGGGAAGCACCAUGCUUCUGCAGAACUUGGGGAAACUGUACUAGCCACUUCCCGUGGAAUAUUGGAAAAAUGUGAACCCCUGAAAAUUAACGCAACGAUCGGAUAUACAGACAGCAGAUCUACGCAAGCAACAUUCGAAGAUGAAUUGUCGAAAACAAACAAGAAAAUGAACCGCCUCUCUCAGCUUUUGAAGGAAUUAAAAGAAACAGACGAUAAACACAUAUCAUUCCAGCAAGCCAAUAUCUUUGUGUUGUUUGUGGAAACAUUUGCAUUCCAUAAUAUUGAGAGAACUCUGAAAAAUCUCCUCGAGGAGGAGUUUUUGAACACUGAUUCUAACAAAGAUGCAUUUGUCGAUACGCGGAAGCUAAUGCUGAAAAAGAAAGGUUGUAUUACAUUACGUGACAUUGAAACAAUCAUCAGAAAAUGUUGCAGUACCGAACCAGAAUGCAGUAUGGACCAGUUUUUUAAGAACCUGAAGCUGAUUAUAGAUGAAAGACUUCAAAAUCCUAUGCUGAAGUUACAAACAAUUCUGACGAAGUUUCCAGAUAACGCUGCCAAAGGACUUAUUGGGAAAAGUGAAACGACAAUGGACUCAUAUGAUAGACUGAAAAAUUUAGUGUUUGCUGCUUACAGAAAGAAGGAAAACCUGGAUCAAUCCUGGUUCGAAUUUGUGGCUAACAUUUACCCUGCGUUGGGUUUGGAAAAUAAACAUGCACAUGAUAUGAAUGAUAUGGAAAAACAGCUGAGGCAUUUGAGGAACAAUUUGGUUCAUCAAUUUUAUCAAUUUGGAAUUGAAGAGUUCAGAGCGGCCAUCAUCGACAUUAGAGGAAAACUGUUCGAGUAUUAUUAUGCCAAGAAAACAAACGAAACACUUGCCUCGGUGACAGUUACAACGGAUGUGGAGAAUUUGCAGCGUAUGCUCAAUGAAAACGUCGACCAACUGAGAAACGAAUUUACGGACAAGUUAGAAGAUAUUUUAACCGAGGAAGAAGCAAGAAAAAUGUAUGGAUAUAAAUUAAGUAGAUCCUUGUUCGAGAAACGAUCGGCGAGCGUUCACGAGAAUACUAUUCGAGAACAGGUGGUGAGUUAUUUAAAAUAUGUGGCCAUUGUCGAGGACAUGAAUUCACCUGCCGAAUGCGAGGACAAUGAAGAUGGCACAUCCACCGAAAAUGUAGAACUGUUUGACAGUAUUAAGAAAAGAGAAAUGUUUGAAGGAUUCACGAGACUGAAGAAGAUUCAUGAUAAUUUUGCACGUGAUGUUUAUGUUGAUGAAAAGUCAGAAUUAUUUGACCGCCUUGCAGGUUAUGGGGUUUCAAGGGCAAAGCUUUAUGCAGUCUCUGAACUCUUCAUAGAAGAAGACACUGUCUUGCACAAGACAUUAACCCAGCAUGUUGAGAAUGUAGUGAGAUUCAUGCUUACUCUGGAAGAAAUUGUAACCAUAGAAAAUGAGUACAAACAGACAGAUAUCAAUACUCUGUUUGAUCUUUUGCUAAACCAGAACAAUACUGACAAGAAAUUAAUUUUCAAGGACGCACGAGAUGAUCUAGAGAGCCAAGCAACAUACAUCAACAGAAUUAAACGCAUCUUUCAACAACUCAAAUCACUCGGAAAAAUAGAUUUUCAAUUGAAGGAUAUUAAACUUCAAAUAGAUCUCAAACGAAUGACCCAAAACAUGCUGGCGGUUUUCUACAAUGCAUUCCAUGAGUACACCGUCGAAUUCAACAUAGAAGAUAUUUUUAGUAGGGAAAGCUUCUUGAACGAAAUAGUGUGGCAAAAUACGAUGCAGAAAGCGGCGAUAACAGACUUUCAAGUGUUCACGGUAAUUCAGAAAAUGAUUAAAAUAGAUUAUCUAGCACCCUUAAUAGUGAAGAUAAUUGAAAAUCGAACAAAGUACGACAAAGAAGUGGUUGACAAAGAAAGCAGCCUGAUGCUAAUGGAUGUCCUCCUGGGCAAGAAAAAACAUAUAAAUUAUCUCAAUAUAUUACUAAGUUCAAUAGGUGAAAAACUUAACCUCUAUCAAAGCCUCUGUGAUAAAUUACUUAAAAAAGAAUUAGACUUGCAAGAUGUGCGUGAGUUGUUCACAGAACUGGAACAUAUUUUGAAAAUCGACAAUAUGUUGACAUCUGCUAAUAAAUACAACCAGCAACCGGUCGAAUACACUUUGACAUUAACGAACAAUUCUUUGAAGAUUAUUAAUGAAGAAGCUGUAAAACGUAUACAGCGGAACUUUGCGACUGAACAGUCACGAAACGAAGCCUUGCAUGAAGCUCUCCAAAUACUGCAAGUUGGACAAAGAAUUCAAAACUGGUUCGACGAAGCAGAUGAUUACAAAGAAUGCCAUUCUCAGAUUGUGUACAAUAAUAUAUUAAUCGCUAGAAUUCAAAAUCGUCUUCGAAACCACCAAGAAGCAUUGAGUAUUUUAGAAUCGGAACAGCUCCAAUGUUUAUGCACACAUCAAGAAACAUUAUUGAUUCAGGCCGAUAUCGUGCACACGAGAUGUAAAAAACUGAAACUCACACCGGACGGUUACGAUCAGUUGUACAACAAUGUUCUUAGAUAUGUGCUCGCCUUGGAUGACCAAAUCUGUCCAUUAAACAUCGCCUCCAAUGACUCUGAACUACACAGUCAAGUUGAAUCAUUCGAUAUUGCGCUUACUGUCAAGGAAAAAUAUGAUCAGGUAAAGAACACCGAUAUUUACGAAAAUCUUCUAGCAUCCUCGAAGUUGCUUCACUCCAAGAAAUACCUUGACAUUCUAAGAAUCGCUGCUGAUGCGGCCCAACAACUCCAAUUUUCCAACCAACAUCAGAAAGCGCUGAACAUUUAUAAGAAUGUCUACACAUGCUACAAGAACGACCUCGGCAGAGCAAACAAAUUUACCAUACGGUUGAUGCUGUUCAUAGCGAAAUCGUACUCCAGUAUUGGUGAACAAUACAAACAAGAUAAAAAAUACACCGACGCAUUGAUGUAUUUUCUUGCUGCACUCCUGCGGUAUAACAUUGUUCAUGAUGCUCGCGAAAGAAUAUAUGGUUACGAAUACGUAGCUGUCUGCCAUAUAAGAUUGAUUAUUGCCAAAAUACUGGGCAAUAUUGCAUUUGUUUAUAAUAAUAUAGGCUCCAUUGGAAAUGCCAAAGCACUGACUAUAUACAAAAUCCUUGUGAACUUUCAGGAAAACAUAGGUGGGAAAGAGGAUGCUAUUGACUUUACUAAGAUAAACGUCAUGUAUACAUAUAACAUGCUAGCCAGGCAAGAUGAAAUGGAAAAGAAACAUGAGGCAGUAUCGGAUAAAUGUAUAGAGGUUAUCAAAAUAUUCGGGACAAUUCGGGAAACAUCCACAUACUAUGAAAACGCUCGUAAGCAAUGGCGAUUCGCGGUAGAUCGAAUGUCUAGAAUUCGAAGCAUUUAAAAUACUUUUUUUUUUCAAAUAAAUAAAACAAAAUAAAAUAUGUGUGUAACACGUAAAAAGUUUCAUGUGCAAAGCAAGAAAGUACAGAACUUUAAAUUGAAAUAAAACAAAAACAGAUAAAUGGUGUUAUGGACUGUUCGAAAGAUAAUUUUGA